Molecule: messenger RNA, 3195 nt
Organism: Stegostoma tigrinum
Lineage: Eukaryota; Metazoa; Chordata; Chondrichthyes; Orectolobiformes; Stegostomatidae
Gene: tat
Product: tyrosine aminotransferase
Exons: 12
Coding region: 116-1459 (447 amino acids)
Biological process (GO): aromatic amino acid metabolic process; biosynthetic process
Molecular function (GO): pyridoxal phosphate binding; L-tyrosine:2-oxoglutarate transaminase activity
Source: RefSeq, a predicted model, not a curated record
GAGGAGCUCGCCGCCCCUUUCGAACUCGGUUUUUAGAGGCACCGCGAUCGUUCCCUUUCAAAUCCCUUCGAAAACAGUUCCCAGGACCUUCUCACUGUCUCCAAGCCGCAGCGAAAUGGCCAGCGAAAACGUUCUGAUCUUCGAUUCCGUCUUCAAAGGCAACGGCUUCGCUUAUUCAGGGAGAUUAAAAUCCCGGCGGACCAAGUGGAAUGUCCGUGCUUCCGAAAUGUCUAAGCGAACCUUCAAUCCAAUCAGGGCGAUCGUGGACAACAUGCGGAUCGAGCCGAACCCGGACAAAGCCAUGAUCACCUUGUCUAUCGGUGAUCCCACAGUUUUCGGAAACCUUCCAACUGAUGACAAGGUUUUACAAGCCAUGAAAGAUGCUGUGGAUUCAGGCAGAUUCAACGGCUAUGCAUCAUCCAUAGGCUAUCAGAGCAGCAGAGAUGCAGUGGCUAAUUUUUACAGCUGUCCUGAAUCACCUGUCGAGGCAAAGGACGUGAUUUUGACAAGUGGCUGCAGUCAAGCUAUUGAAUUGGCCAUCUCUGUUCUGGCAAAUCCAGGCCAAAACAUCCUGAUUCCCAGGCCUGGCUUCUCUCUCUAUAAAACACUGGCAGCGUCCCUAGGCAUUGAAAUCAAACACUACAACUUACUGCCAGAGAGAUCGUGGGAAAUUGACCUGAAACAAAUGGAAGCAUUGAUAGAUGAUAAAACUGCCUGCAUCAUUGUGAACAAUCCCUCCAAUCCCUGUGGCUCUGUGUUCAGUAAAUCCCAUCUCCAAAAGAUUCUCGCUGUUGCAGCAAGAAACUACCUUCCAAUCCUGGCUGAUGAAAUCUAUGGAGAUAUGGUUUUCCCUGAGUGCAAGUUCAUUGCCCUUAGCUCGUUGAGCAACGAUGUCCCAAUCCUGUCCUGUGGUGGUCUAGCCAAACGAUGGCUUGUACCAGGCUGGCGAAUGGGCUGGAUUCUCAUACACGACCGAAGCAAUAUCUUUAACAGAGAGAUUCGUGCUGGCUUAAUCUCUUUGAGUCAAAGAAUUCUUGGCCCUUGCACAAUUGUACAAGGAGCACUGGGAGAUAUCUUGAACAAAACACCUGCAGAAUUUUAUGAUGGAACCAUCAGCCUCCUGAAGUCCAAUGCUGACCUGUGUUUUGACACUCUCUCAAUGGUUCCUGGAUUACUGCCUAUCAAACCAUGUGGAGCCAUGUACCUGAUGGUUGGAAUCAAUAUGGAUGAUUUUCCAGAAUUUGAGAGUGACAUUGACUUCACUGAAAGGUUGAUCACGGAACAGUCAGUCUUCUGUCUUCCUGCAACGUGCUUCGAGUAUACAAACUUCUUCCGAGUGGUGUUAACUGUUCCAGAAGACCUAAUGCUUGAGGCUUGUCACCGCAUUCGUGAAUUCUGUGAGGAACAUUUUCAGCCUCAAGACAAUUGCACCACAGCUGAUAUCGAAUGUGACAAAUGAGCAGGGGUCGGCCAACUUGCUGGACAUCUGUUGUAACAACAACUGUAUUUCAGUCUGAAUUAUUUAACACAAGUUUAAUAUAAUUUAAAAGUAUGUACAAAGUUUAUUAUUUACGUGAAAUGAUUCACAUAAAAGUUAAUUUGGCUCAUUCUAGUGAAGUGUUGGGUGUGAACUGGUGAAUUUUGAUUUACUAAAGAUUAGUUGCAUCCUCUUUGUACUGUCUAGAGAAGUUCCCAUUAUCUGGAUGUAGGUCGGAAUUCAUUGUUGACAGUUAAUAACACAUCACACAAUCACUUUGGUGGUGAAUAACUUUUUGUUCAAGGAUAUUUUGCUAAUUUCUGUCCAUAUUACAGUCCAGCUUACAGACCAGCACAGAAUCAGUGUGACACUUGCAAGUGAGCAGUAUAUAAAUAGGUUGGCUGAAUCAGUCGCCUCUUCUUCAGUACCACCAGUGCCCCUGAUAAAAGUUGUGCUAUUUAGCCCUCAGUGGGAUUGAUGUUACACUGCUAAUCAGUUUAGAAAUACUGACAACAGAAACAGUUUUUCUUUAUUCAUUCAUAGGGGAAAAGGCAUCACAGGCUUGGCCAGAAUUAGAACAUAGAAUAUAGAAAAUAGAACGUAGAACAUUACAGCGCAGUACAGGCCCUUCGGCCCUCGAUGUUGCGCCAACCUGUGAAACCAAUCUGAAGCCCAUCUAACCUACACUAUUCCAUUAUCGUCCAUAUGUUUAUCCAAUGGCCAUUUAAAUGCCCUUAAAGUUGGUGAGUCUACUAUUGUUGCAGGCAGGGCAUAACCCUAAUAUCCUAGAGAGCAGUUAGGAGUCAACCGCAUUGCUGUGCAUCUGGAGACACAUGUAGGCCAGACCAAGUAAGGAUGGCAGUUUCCUUCCCUAAAGGACAUUAGUGAACCAGAUGGGCUUUUCCUUGACAAUUGAUAGUGGAUUCAUGGUCAUCAUUAGACUCUUAAUUCCAAAUUCUUUCCUAUUGAAUUCAAAUUCCACUAUCUGUUAUGGCGGGAUUCAAACCUGGGUUCCCAGAACACUAUCUGGGUUGCUGGAUUAACAGUACAGCUAUACCUCUAGGCCAAAGCCUUCCCCUUUGAGAAUACUGGAAGAUGCCACAAGAUUUUGUCACCAGAAGGAUAACGUAGAAAAUGAAAGAUUUCAGCUCAAUUUCUGAUUUCAAAGCUUUGACAAAAGUAAUGUUUUUCUAGUGAAACCUCAGGGCAAUAAAGUAAGCGCACAUGGAAUGCAAACUUGCACUAGCUUUUGUGCGAAAUAGCUUACCUCUAAUUUUAAGGUUAUUGCUGCUUGCUCUAGACCAUCUCACCAGAGGAAAUAGUUUUGAUCUACCUGGAGAAGCCCUUGGGUCAAUUUGAUGAAUCAACAUUCCACUCCCUCACAUGCAUCCAGAACAGCAUGUAGGAACAACAGAUUGGAUCAACCAGAGUUGCUUAUACCAGUGGCAUCCCUUUGUAUUCCAGCCUCUUGACAUAAAGGCCAUUAUUCCUUCAAAUAAUUUUUAGUACCUGCCCACCAGCUUAGUGAUUUCAACACUUAGAUCCCUAAAUCUUUCUUCUUAUCCACUGUUCUUCGCUUAUCAUUUCGAACAUAUUAUGAUCUGAGUUUCUCUAUGGAUGAACAGUAAAUUGCAUUUGCCACAUUUCUUCCCACUAAUUGAGUUGAACAAUACUCCUUUAAAACUUAGAUAACAAGGUGUGGAGCUGGAUGAACACAG